AUGAAAUCCAUUUUAACAUAAGCAUCAAAAUUACCUAAAUAUUAUGCUGAUUUUAAUGUUAAAUAGCCUUAACAUUAUUGGGAUUAUGAUAAUUAUAAGAUUAAAUUUGGGUAUAUAUAAGGUUAAUGAAGACAUUAAGACGAUUAUGAAAUAUACGAGAAAAUUGGUUUUGGCAAAUAUUCCGAAGUAUUCUAAGGAGUUUCAAUUAUGAAUCAUUAAAAUGUAGUUAUCAAAGUUUUAAAACCAAAUGUACCUGAGAAAUUAAAUAGAGAGGUUUUGGUUUUAAAGAAUUUAAAAGAUCAUCCAUUAGUUACAGAAUUAUUAGAUGUAGUUUAAGAUUACAGCAGUUUAAGAUAAUCUUUAAUAUUUAAAUAAGAAUGUUUGAUAAAUUUGAAAGAUAUUCGUUAUUAUUAAUCAUUGAUGCCAAUAAAAUUUUUAAUAAAAAGUCUUCUAGAAGUUUUAGAUUAUGCUCAUUCAAUAGGAAUAUUUCAUCGAGAUAUCAAACCUCAUAAUAUAUUAACAGAUAGCAAAUUUUCUUGUAAAAAUCAUAAUAUUUAAAUUAGAUUUAAAAUUAUUAGAUUGGGGACUUGCAGAAUUUUAUCAUCCCAAUAAAGAAUACAAUACAAGAGUUGCUUCUAGGUAUUUUAAAUCUCCAGAAGUAUUACUUGAUUAUAGAUAAUAUCAUCAUUCUAUAGAUUCUUGGGGAGUUGGUUGUUUAAUGGCUGGUAUGAUAUUUUAGAAAGAACCUUUUUUUGCUGGUCUUAACAAUGAGGAUCAAUUAAUCAAGAUUGUAAAUGUUUUAGGAAGUGAUGUUUUAAAUUAAUAUUUGGAAAAAUGGAAAAUUAAUUUACCUACAAGAUAUCCAAAAUUCCCAUAUUCUACUGAAAAAAGAUUUGAAUUAUUUAUUAAUAAAGAAAAUAAACACUUAUGUACUCCUGAAGCUAUCGAUUUAUUGAAGAAAUUACUCAUUUUUGAUCAUUCAGAAAGAAUAUUACCAAAAGAUGCACUUCAACAUCCAUUUUUUUAAUGAGUUCAUAAUAAUAAUAAUUGUAGAGUAG
Molecule: messenger RNA, 1058 nt
Organism: Paramecium sonneborni
Lineage: Eukaryota; Ciliophora; Oligohymenophorea; Peniculida; Parameciidae
Source: the annotation of a GenBank genome assembly